UAAAUAAUUCGCACACAGCCACCAUUUUAUAAUUAUUCGAUGCUUUUACAUUUAAAGAAUUUUUUUGCUCAAUUUUUACUUUUUUUUAAUCGAAAAAGAAUAUAAGGUUAUGUAAAAAAAGCCUGCGCCAGUUAAAAAUUAUCUUUUUUCUUUUCAUCUUUUUUUCUUUUUUGAAACGAAAGUCAAUACAUAUAAGAUAAAAAUAAUGAUAUUAUUCGUGUUAUUCACGCUAUAUUUCGUUUCGAAAUCAACGGGAGUUGAAUUAAGAAUAAGGGAUGAAUCAGCUCAUACAACAUCAACACGGCCAAUAAGUCUGAUCAUAAUAAUUAUGAUUGGAAUUGUUAUAGCAAUUAUAGGAAUAUCUCUAGGAAUAUUUUUUAAUUAUUACUGUUCGCGAAAACGAGGUCAUAUUCAUCCUUCUGCAAGUAAUAAAACUAGAGAACUUGGUGCAAUACCUAAGGGAGAAAGCACAUCGACUUCUAAGCAGCUAAAAAUACCACAAUAUGGUAAUUCAUCAAAACAUGAACCAAUCGUCAUAAAACAACAUGGCCCCGCCAUCGAUAUUACAGAAUCUGAUGAUCUUCCAGAUUCAUUGUUUUAUCCUACUACACAGACAAUUUAUGAAUCUAAACAAGCUUCAAAUUCUAUGAUUAAUUUGGCUCCUUCUCAACAACCUAAUCUAUCUUCUGCUGAAAGUCAAGAAAUGAUAAGAUCUCAUUCCGGAUGAAUUUUCCUUUAUAUAGAGAGGCGGUUAAGGACGGGACAUUCCAUAUUAUACAUUUUGUAGAUAAUCUCGAUAAUAAUAAAAAAAAUUAGAAUAAUGAAUUAAACUUCUUUGGAUAAAAAAAAAGGUUAAUAUAAUUUGUAUAUAUAUAUAUAUAUUAAUGAAAUGCAACACAUAUAAUGUAUUAUUAUUAUUACAACUUUUUUUUUUAAAUUCUGACCUGGGGUUGUUUUUCACUUGCGAAAUUUCUUUUUU
Molecule: messenger RNA, 979 nt
Organism: Rhizophagus irregularis DAOM 181602=DAOM 197198
Lineage: Eukaryota; Fungi; Glomeromycota; Glomeromycetes; Glomerales; Glomeraceae
Source: RefSeq, a predicted model, not a curated record